CUCACUCCAAUAGUCCAAUGAGCCAUCACUUCCAAAAUCCCUCUACCAAAAAAAAAAACAACUCUCCUACUCCACAAUUUCUUCCUCUCUAUAAAUACCUCGAUUCCAUCCAAACACACCAUCUCCAACAUUCUCCUCUCUCUCUCUCUCUCCUCCCCUCCAAUUAAACUCACAAUACAACACUCCUAUCUUUAUCUCCAAUUCUCAACUAUCAAAACCCCAAAACAAAACUAAAAAAAAUGAAAGAACAUAAACAUGAACACAAACACAAACAUAUCAUCAUCUCACUCUUCUCCCUCCACUUAUUACUCCUCCUCUUAUCCUCCUUUGUGGAAGCAUCGGCGGCAGCAGCUCGUAGAUCCUCCGGCGAGAACCCAUUUACGCCGAAAGCGUACGCGAUCCGAUACUGGAACAACAAGAUCUACAAAGUCCCUCGACCUCAAUUCCUCCUUUCAAAAGCCUCCCCACUUUCUUCAUCUGACUCAGCCCGAUUCACUCAACUCGCUUCAACCAACUCACUCUCAACUCACUUAACCACUUUCUGUAAACUCGCUAACCUCCUAUGUUUCCCUGACCCCACCACAUUUUCUCUCUCCUCCACGUCAUCAUCAUCGAAAAAACACCCUUCAGACGCCAAAUUCUCCGCUUACUCCGACAACAACUUCACCAACUACGCUACCGGCGCAGCCGGUGGCCUCAACUCGUUCACAAACUACUCAGCUGAAGAAAACGAGCCACUCGACUCGUUCCGCCGGUACAGCCGUGACUCAGCGGGUCACAAUGACGAGUUCAUCAACUACGCUAAAGACGGCAAUGUUAUCUCCCAAACAUUCAAUACUUACGCCGCCGGAGCUACCGGUGGCGCCGGUAGUUUCUCGUCGUACGCCGAUAAUGUCAAUGCUCCAGGCCUACAGUUCACCUCGUACUUAGACGAGGCGAAUGGUCGGGUUAAUUCAUUCAAGUCUUACUCAACUGAAGCAAAUGCUGGCGAUCAAGGAUUCGGAAACUAUGGAAAGAAUGGUAAUGGAUUGAUAAACGGUUUUAGUAGAUAUGGAGAGAACACGAAUGUUGUUGGAUCAACUUUUUCUGGGUAUUCACAGACAGGUAAUAGUGGGAAUGAUAGUUUUACAUCGUAUGGUUUUAAUGGUAAUGUACCUGAGAAUAAGUUUAAUAGUUAUGCUGAUGGUGGAAAUGCUGGUGUUGAGAGUUUUAGUAGUUAUAGAGAUCAAUCUAAUGUUGGUGAUGAUGUUUUUAAGUCUUAUGCUAAGAGUUCUAAUAUUCAGAAAGUUGAGUUUGGUAAUUAUGCGCAGAGUUUUAAUCAAGGGUCCGAUAAUUUUACCGGGUAUGGUGAAGGUGCUAAAGGGCAAGAUAUCGGGUUUUCGACGUAUGGGCAAGGAAGUAAUUUCAAGUCGUAUGCUAAAAAAGGGGUUACUUUUGCUGAUUAUAGAAAUACUAGUAGUAGUACUAGUAGUGGUGGUGGAGUUGGGGUUUUGAUGGCGAAUAAGGGUAAAAAGGUAAAUAAAUGGGUGGAGCCAGGGAAGUUUUUUAGGGAGAGAAUGUUGAAGGAAGGGACUAUAAUGCCAAUGCCGGAUGUAAAGGAUAAGAUGCCACCAAGGUCGUUUUUGCCGAGGUCGAUUUUGUCGAAAAUACCCUUUGAAAGUUCGAAAAUUACGCAAUUGAGGGAGAUUUUUCAUGCUUUUGAUAAUUCUACUAUGGAGGGGAUGUUAAACGCUGCGUUGAGGGAGUGUGAGCGGGCGCCUAGUAUGGGUGAGACUAAGAAGUGUGUUGGAUCGGUUGAGGAUAUGAUUGAUUUCGCGGUUUCGGUUUUGGGACGAUCCGUGGAGGCCCGGACUAUUGAUAAUGUAAACGGGUCGAAAACGGAUAUUUUGAUAGGGAAGGUUAGAGGGAUAAAUGGUGGGAAGAUUACCAAGUCUGUUUCUUGUCAUCAAAGUUUGUACCCGUACUUGUUGUAUUAUUGUCAUUCGGUCCCAAAGGUUCGGGUUUACGAGGCGGAUAUUUUGGAUCCGAGUACCAAGGCUAAGAUCAACCAUGGUGUCGCUAUAUGUCAUAUUGAUACCUCGGCUUGGAGCCCCACCCACGGAGCGUUCAUCGCGCUUGGGCCGGGUCCAGGUAAGAUUGAAGUUUGCCAUUGGAUAUUUGAGAAUGAUUUAACUUGGGCUGUUGCUGAUUUCUAAAACAAAUGUACUUGAACCAAAAAAAAAAAAAUUGAGGCAGACAUUCCAAUUGAGAUUUGGUACUCUACUUGAGAACCAUUUUUGGGAAUGGACCAUAACAUUUAUAAAUUCGGGUAGUUUUUUUUUUCUAUUUUAUUAUUUAAAAUCAGUUUAGUGGCUUUGCAAAGGCCGAGCCACAACCGUACCAGCAAAAAAUUGUAAUUUGUUGUUUCUAAAUGUUGGUUACUACCUUGUCAUUGUUCUUAGAAUUUGGGUAAAUUUUACUAUAGAGGAUAAAAUAAUGAAUAUAUAUUUUUAUAUAUUAUAUAGUAAGUACUAUAUGUAUGUACCAUUAUUAAAUGAUAUGAAAUGGAUACAACCACUAAUUUAAUGCA
Molecule: messenger RNA, 2569 nt
Organism: Beta vulgaris subsp. vulgaris (sugar beet)
Lineage: Eukaryota; Viridiplantae; Streptophyta; Magnoliopsida; Caryophyllales; Amaranthaceae
Product: polygalacturonase 1 beta-like protein 3
Exons: 2
Coding region: 240-2195 (651 amino acids)
Source: RefSeq, a predicted model, not a curated record